AUGCGCGGGGACGAGUCGGACAAGUUUACGUUCACGGCAAUCCUGAUCGGGGAGCGUGCGUCGCUCAUCGAGUUUCCUUCGGUCCUCUUGCCGCGCGGCGUGUCGCUGGGCAGUGUUGUGGAAAUCCGCGUGACACGCAACGAGGACCAGGAGCAGAAGAAACGCGAAGAGUUCAUGCAUCUUCAGGACGAGAUCCUGCAGAUGUACGGAGUUCACAGUCCCUCUCGUACGUGGCACACUCUCACACCAGCGCCUGUGCUGUACUUGCGUAACGUGACGCAGACAACCCUGACGAUUGAGUGGGAGCCGCUGCAGAUCGCGCAUGCAGAUCUCCUCUCAGUUGAUGUACUGCGUAAUGGCGAGCGCAUCGCCAAGGUUCCGCAGCCGCUCACAACCACAUCGACCAAACUAUCGGGCCUGAGCAUUGACACUAACUAUUCAAUUCAACUUGUCAUGUAUACGACUGCCGGAACGUACGUAUCUAACGAAGUGUGCACCAAGACACGCACGCUCGACGAUAUGACUGGCGUGCAUGUCUGUCUCGGCUCGAUUCCCGACACCCGGCUCGCGGAAGCGACCAAGGCGCUGGUGGAAUCGAUGAAUGCGCACUGGUCGUCAAAUAUCGAGCUCGAGACUACCCAUUUGGUAUGCACUACCCAACCGGCUGCCAACGAUGAGAAGCAACAGAAGAUCCACGAAAAGGCUCAGCUACUGAGCCUGCCGAUCGUGCGGCCGCACUGGCUAUUUGCGUGUCACGACGCCAAGCGGUACGUGAACAAGGCGCAAUUAGACGCUGCGCCCGUCGCCAAGUCAGACCAGGUGCACGAGGCUGUGGCCGUGCCGCAUCCUGACGCUAGCGAUGAUGCGGUGCAGAAAACUGCAGAGCCUGAAGCCGCUCCUGAGGUAUCCAAGCCUGCGUCGUCUGAGCAUGAGGCAACAGAGCCUGCCCUGGGUAUCUCUGUUACCAGCAAGGCCGUGGAUGAAUCUCUGGCGCGCGAGGCCCCGGGAGCCGACAGUAAUGCAACGGAUGCUACUGAUGCGCCUGCAAUCCAGAUGGAGGGCAGUACUGCGCCCCCUCCUGCACCCGAUGCCAGCGAGACUCAGGAGGCCGAGACGGAGGCACCCAAGGAGGGUGAGGCUAGUUUGGAGGCCGACAUGGAAAAUAUUGACCUGAACGAUCCUUAG
This is a messenger RNA of Malassezia sympodialis ATCC 42132, 1185 nucleotides long. Its product is annotated as Component of exomer complex-like protein. The transcript has 3 exons. Gene Ontology annotation, molecular function: protein dimerization activity. Gene Ontology annotation, cellular component: trans-Golgi network; exomer complex. The record is from RefSeq and is a predicted model, not a curated record. Gene Ontology annotation, biological process: conjugation with cellular fusion; Golgi to plasma membrane transport. Bases 1 to 1185 code for a protein of 394 amino acids. NCBI's taxonomy places the organism in Eukaryota, Fungi, Basidiomycota, Malasseziomycetes, Malasseziales, Malasseziaceae.